AAGUUUAAUUUAUUGCAUUAGUUGCACGCGCGAAAACCUGAUUGUCUUAUUACCAAACGUUGCGAUAUGAAAUAGGGACUGUGGAGGAAUAUUAAAAUGAAUAUUAAACGUGAAUCAUGAAACCAACCUAGUCCCCCCAGGCUUUGUUUCUAUAGACGGUCUAUCAGACAAUCGUGACGUGAUGGACGUCUCAGUAAUCUGACUGAAGACUGGGAAGGAGCGAGAUACAUACAGGCUUUUCCGUAAAAACUAAACCGGUUGUUUUUUUUUUGCAUUCUUGUUGUUGCUGAUGUUACUAAUCAACCCAAAUUAAUUCUGCUAUUUCUAUACUGGAGAGGUUUCUGGGCUAGAACUCACUCUGGUUUAACUGACGACAUCGCAAGCAAAAAAAGUAACAAAUAAGAAACAAUGGAAUAGAAUUCAAAAUAGUCAAAACUGUUUUUUUUAAAGAAAGUAGUAAACCCAUAGGGACUCCCUAACCACACGAAAGGAAAGUUUUUGUUUUUUGAUGACGUAAUUCCUUUUAAAUUUUUUGAUUUUUUGACACAUUCUCUCGUCUUUACAGCAGUUCCUUUUUAGCUCCUGCUGAUUUUCCCAUUUUUUGCCUAAUUCAUUCUUCGGUUGUUUAAAGGACAAAAAUUAUUUUUUAGAAACAGUUACACAAAAAUAUCAAGAGAGUACGAGCACGAGAAUUAGGAUUUUUUUUAGAAUUUUUUUUCUCGCAAAUUACUUAGAAUACAAAAAGUAACCCAUGCUACUAAUACCUUUUCUAUUUCUGGUUUGGGAUUUAAGAAUGAAAUAUUGGCCGACUGUCACAUGAACAAAAAAUUAGUUUCUGCAAAUAAAAUAUUUCGUCUCAUCGUCAGAGAGAAAAGUGAAAAUUAUUUUCCAGUGCGCAAAAAGAUUUUCGGACCAAAAUGUUUUCCCCUCUCCUGUGCGGUCCUUUGAUUUGCUUGACCUUUUUUGCGCUUGUAAGAAAAUUCAAAAUGGCAGACAGUCGAGUGGAUGGGGUUUUUCGAACCCGCAGUUUAGGUAUCGCUGCUCGAGGUAUUCCAGAUCAAUACGCUGACGGAAAAGCUGCUCAAGUAUGGCAAAAAUAUAUUGGAGAUCAGCAGAAAAGAACUGGGUAUUAUAGGGAAAAAAUUUUAAACUUGCUGAGAUCUCGAAACGUUAAAAAUGUGCUUGAUGUUGCUUGCGGCACUGGUGUCGACUCAGUGCUUUUGCUUGAAGAAGGUUUCAGUGUCACCAGCUGUGAUGCUUCAGAUAAAAUGUUAAAGUAUGCUUUGAAAACAAGAUGGGAAAGGCGAAAAGAAGAAGCCUUUGAUAAAUGGGUCAUUGAAGAAGGAAAUUGGCUGCGCUUAAACGAAGCAAAUAUCACUCCACCAGGUGAUGGAUUUGAUGCAAUAAUAUGCAUGGGAAACUCUUUCGCUCAUCUUCCAGAUUUUGAUGGAAACCAAACAAAUCAUUUUUUGGCCAUUCGUAAUUUUCACGGCUUUUUGCGGCCUGGUGGCAUAUUAAUUAUAGACCAUCGCAACUAUGAUCAUAUAGUUAAUGGUGGAAAAGCUCCAAUGAAAAAUAUAUAUUAUCAGAGUAAUGCGCAAGUUGAUAUAAAAACGUCUGUAUUGAUGGUUGACGGCAAGUACCAAAUGGUGACCUUGGAUUAUGUUGUACAUCCUGAUGAUCUUCCAGAAGAUGUACCCUCAGAAGGAAAGGAGAGUAAAUUUCGAUUGUCAUACUACCCUCACUUAUUGAAGAACUUCAAUGCUAUUAUCACAGAUGUUUUUGGCGAAGAUGCUAGUCACACAGUUUUGGCUGAUUUCGAACCUUUAGAUGCAGUGAAGAAUCCUGCGUACUUUAUUCAUAUAUGCGAGAAGAAAAAAUAAUCCUGAAAAUACGUAACUCAGUUCUGUGUAAAUAUAUAAAAAUUUAAUAUUUCACAGAUUUUUUUAUUAUUGUUUAGUUCUAUAUAUAUGUAUAAAAAGAGAAACUUCCUUAGUGUUUUUUUUCUCUUGUUUUUUUUUUUUGUGCGUGUUUGUCAAGGAAUGCUUAGUGUAAAUGAAUUUUGUUUGCUGCCGACACGUGGCAGUAAUUCUAACGUUAAACGAUGAUGUCAUCAUUUUCUUCUCUUUCUAGAAGUCAAAAUGUGAAAAAAAUUUUUUUGCAUAGAUCCACUGGUACUUUACAGGGAAUAGGACCCAAGCAGGUAUAAGUGAAUUUUUACAAGUGAAUUGCAAAUUGUUACAUUAGUAGUGGAUUGAAUUCACCCUUGACUUAAACACACCUUUUAUAACCCUGAUUUGUUAUUCCCUGGUAAGGUAUCUACUUUUUAAAUUUGUUUUUUUUUACUUAGUUUGAAUUUUUGAAAAAUUACUAAUGCAUAUAAUUAAUAACUAUAUAUAUAUAUAACGUUAUGUAUAAAGUGCUUUUGUUGUGAAAUAUGAAAUAUAUGUAAGCUUAGUAACCAACAGACAA
Molecule: messenger RNA, 2472 nt
Organism: Hydractinia symbiolongicarpus
Lineage: Eukaryota; Metazoa; Cnidaria; Hydrozoa; Anthoathecata; Hydractiniidae
Product: glycine N-methyltransferase-like
Exons: 5
Coding region: 918-1883 (321 amino acids)
Biological process (GO): protein homotetramerization; S-adenosylmethionine metabolic process; regulation of gluconeogenesis
Cellular component (GO): cytosol
Molecular function (GO): glycine binding; S-adenosyl-L-methionine binding; identical protein binding
Source: RefSeq, a predicted model, not a curated record